UGUCUUAUAUUCAAAUUCACUCUAUAAAAGAGGCUGGCAUUCUCCUUCCUUCAUUCACUGACCUGCCAGAGCAGACGCAGACAGAAAGUCUUGGUUAACAUGGCUUCCAGCUACUCCACCCGCAGCAGCUACAUGUCCUCCAGCGGCUCCAUGCGUAUGUCCACGUCUAGUGUGGGAAGCAGCCGUGUGAGCACCGCGAGGGCCGGGAGCGUGUAUGGCGGCGCAGGAGGUUCAGGGGUCCGCAUCUCCCAGGCCACUUACUCUGUCGGAGGUUUCAGCGCGUCAGGAUCUGCAGACAACAGCAUCAUUGGCAAUGAGAAAUUCGCCAUGCAGAGCCUCAAUGACCGUCUGGCUGCUUACCUGGUCAAAGUGCGCUCACUGGAGAAGGCCAACGCUGAUCUGGAGCUGAAGAUCCGCCAGUUCCUAGAUGGCAAAGCCUCCCCUGUUGCUCGUGACUACAGCGCCUACUUUGUCACCAUACAGGAUCUUCAGGCUAAGAUCAUGGCAGCCAUUCACCUGAAGGGUGGAAUCCAUCUCAGCAUUGACAACACCAGCCUGGCCAUUAAUGAUUUCAGAAUGAAAUAUGAAACCGAGCUGGCCAUGCGUCAGUCAGUGGAAGCAGACAUUGCCGGCCUGAGGAGAGUGCUUGAUGAUCUCAACAUCUCCAGAAAAGACCUCACCAUGCAGAUCGAAGGGCUGAAGGAGGAGCUGGUCUAUCUGAAGAAGAAUCAUGAGGAGGAUUUGUUGGCCGCACGUGCACAAAUGAGCGGACAGGUUCACGUCGAGGUCGAUGCAGCUCCACAACAAGAUCUCACCAAGAUCCUGGCAGAAAUCCGUGAGCACUACGAAGCAGUCACAGCGAAAAACCAAAGAGAUCUGGAGCACUGGUUCAAGUCAAAGACGGAAACUCUGAAACAAGAAGUUGUCACCAGCACCACAGACCUGAAAACAUCCCGCACUGAAAUCAAUACGGUCAAAUCCACACUACAGUCUUUGGAAAUCGAACUCCAGUCGCUCUUAGCCAUGAAAGCAUCUUUGGAGGCCACACUGAAUGACACCAAGAAUCGUUAUUCCAUGAGGCUGUCCAGCUUCCAACAUCAGGUCACCACCCUGGAAGAUCAGAUAGUCCAACUCCGUGCCGAUCUGGAGCGCCAGCGGCAGGAGUACCAGAUACUCCUGGACAUCAAGACCAGACUGGAGCUGGAGAUCGCCGAGUACAGGAGACUGCUGGAUGGAGAAACCACUGUCAAAACAACCUCCAGUUCCACCUCGAGGACAAAAGUCAUCACAGUUGUGGAAGAGGUUGUAGAUGGAAAAGUGGUCUCCAGCUCCACGUCCUCAACCGUGUCUGACAGUCGCAGACUUUGAUUGGGUGUAAUGCCUGUUUGUGUUUGCAGUAUGCACAAAAUUGGAAACCAAAUAAAAUAAAACGGCAUUUAAACUCUA
This is a messenger RNA of Cyprinus carpio (common carp), 1446 nucleotides long. RefSeq names its product keratin, type I cytoskeletal 50 kDa-like. The record is from RefSeq and is a predicted model, not a curated record. NCBI's taxonomy places the organism in Eukaryota, Metazoa, Chordata, Actinopteri, Cypriniformes, Cyprinidae. Gene Ontology annotation, molecular function: structural molecule activity.